UUUUUACAUGAGCCCUUCCCUGUAGAAUCAAGUCUUCAUAAGUUUUUGGAUGACCAUAUUAAUGCUGAAAUUGUAGGUGGAACGAUCAAGACAAAACAAGACGCUAUGGAUUAUUUAACAUGGACCUACUUUUAUCGACGUUUGCAACAGAAUCCUACUUAUUACGGCUUGGAUGAUAUGACACAAAAGGGAAUUGAUGUAUUUUUGUCAGAUAUGAUUAAUGAUGUAGCACAACGCUUAGAGGAGGCUGGAUGUAUAGAGAUUAUAGAUGAUUUUGAAUUGAUACCUCUUAUAUCAGCACAUAUUGCGUCCUAUUACUAUCUUCACCCAAAGACAGUGCAUCAUUUCCGACGCAGCAUUCAUCGAGAUUCAGCAAUUGAUGAUGUCUUGGAUGUUUUAGGAAAUGUGCCCGAGUACGAAGAGUUACCAGCACGAUGUCAGGAAGACGUAUUGAAUGCGGAAAUUGAAAAGUUCAUCCCUUAUGAGGUCAAAGGUACUCCAAACUUUAUUAGUCCACAUGUAAAGGCGUAUGUACUAGUACAGGCUCAUGUGAGUCGUCUUGAACUUCCAAGUUCAGAUUAUAUUACGGAUCAAAUUACCGUUUUGGAUUCAGCGAUUCGAUUUUGCCAAGCAAUGAUUGAUGUUGCAGCAGAUAACGGAUACCUAAAGACAUCUUUGACAAUAAUGCAGUUACUACAGUGUGUAAAACAAGCACGAUGGCCGAAUGAAUCACCCAUUUUGACACUGCCUUAUAUCGAAAAACAAAUGCUUUCUCAAAUUCGACAUAAAGGCAAACCUGUGAAGAGUUUGACUGAAUUGAUCAAACUAUCUCAUACACAAAUUUUUUCAAAUAUAAAAGACCUUGAUGAAGAAAAGAGAGAAGAGAUUCGACAAGUAUUGAAUCGAAUGCCACUUAUUCAUCUUAAAGCAGAAAUCGAGUCCAAAAAGCCCUAUUUGAUCCCCGAAUCUACUUACAAAAUCUCGAUUCAACUAAAUCGAAUCACAAAAAAGCAUUAUCAACAUAAUGGUCGUGUUCAUGCCCCAUUUUUCCCAAAGCCCCAAUAUGAGUCUUGGUGGAUUGUCUUGGGCGACACAGCAAACGAUGAACUAUUAGCCCUAAAACGAGUAAGCAUGCGAAAUGGUCCAAAUGAAACGUUAGUAAAUAGAACCCAUACAAGUGUAACAUUUGAAACACCUGCACAUUUUGGCAAACAUCAAUACACACUUUAUUUGAUCUCUGAUGGUUAUCUUGGUUUAGAUCAACAAAUUGAAAUACCUUUUGAAACGAGAAUGGAUUAA
This is a messenger RNA of Cokeromyces recurvatus, 1299 nucleotides long. RefSeq names its product Sec63 Brl domain-containing protein. Gene Ontology annotation, cellular component: nucleus. Gene Ontology annotation, molecular function: RNA binding; 3'-5' DNA helicase activity. Lineage: Eukaryota; Fungi; Mucoromycota; Mucoromycetes; Mucorales; Mucoraceae. The annotation marks the transcript as partial. The record is from RefSeq and is a predicted model, not a curated record. The transcript has 3 exons.